GGCCACCGGCCAGCACCACGAUCCAGAUCGCCGAUAUCUGCCGCGAGAUAUGAAGUCGUUCAUCCAGAUCCUGGGAACCGAGACCGGGGACUCGACACCCUCGGUGCUCGCCUGCUUCGAUACCCAAAAGUACCUAUUCAAUGUCGGCGAGGGCACCCAGCGCUUCUGCAUUGAGAACAAGGUCCGGCUCUCGAAGCUGCAGCACAUCUUUCUAACCAAGAUCCGCUGGAGCUCGUGCGGCGGCAUUCCGGGAAUGCUGCUCAGUCUGGCCGAUGCAGGAAACCGGCGCAUCACUUUGCAUGGCGGGAAGAACUUGACCCACUUUUUGGCUUCGACCCGUCAUUUUGUUUUCAGAAUGGACUCGGCCGUCAGCACCAACGAGAUGGACGACUACUCGCCCAACUUCAAGGACGAGAACUUGGACAUCCAGAGAGUCGCCAUCUAUCCCAGCGAUUCCGACAACCCCAAUCUGACCCCCAUUAACGUUGUGGCUGGAAAGCGCAAAGCCGCCACGCUCGACUCCGAAGAGGAUGUGCAGAGCCUGACUCCUGAAGAAGCCCUUGCCCACAAACGGUACAUCAUCUCGCGCAUGUUCUUGAACGGAGAGUCGCUCUCGAUUCCUGUCAAUCGCGAAGAAGGAAAAGACUCCUCAAAGGGCGCGGCUCUGGGAUCGAGCGGCGUCGGUGUCGUCCCCAUUCCUCCUACCAAGCCGGACCUUGGCGUCCUGACGUACAUUUGCCAGGGCCCCUCCGUCAAAGGAAAAUUCUCGCCCGAAAAAGCCCAGGCUCUGGGCGCCAAGCCCGGCAAAGAGUAUGGCAUGCUGUACAAUGGCGAGACGCUGACUCUCUCCGACGGCCGAAAGAUCGCGCCGCACCAAGUCAUGGGGCCCGAGCAACCUGGAUCGAUCUUCAUCAUUGUGGACUGUCCCUCGACCGAGUAUGUUCAGCCCCUGAUCCACAACGAAGCCUUCGCUCCGCACUACGAUGGCGUUUCCAGGAACUACGUCAGAGUUAUCGUGCACAUGCUUGGUCCAAACGCUCUCAAUGCCAGCUACAAAGAAUGGAUGAAGCGGUUCGGCCAACACACUCAGCACAUCGUCAUAAGCCCACAGUAUUGUGCCAAGCCGAUCGUGUUCCAAGGCAGUGCCCUGAGCCAGUACCGCCUGAACGUGCUGGAUCCCAGCAUAUUCACCCUGCCUUUUUACACCAAUGUGCCUGCGCCCCUGGAUUCGGACGUUCCCGAGAAAACCAUCGUGGGAGCACACAUGCUUAUCUACGAUUUGGAGCCCCAACCCAAACUGAACGCUAACGAACAACGGGCCGUCUUGGACCCAAACGACCCCGAGGGCCGAGUCACCCUUGGCUGGAAGAAACUAUCGGCCUAUCGCCAGGAAGCAGAGAGGGUUCGCGCUGCCAUUCUCGAAGCUGCCGAUGCAAACGAGAGCCCAGCUUCCCAAAAACACGGGGGUGCUGAUGUCCAAGUCACCACACUUGGAACCGGGGCCGCGCUUCCCUCACGAUACCGCAACGUGAGCUCGACCUUGAUCUGGAUUCCCGGAUACGGAGCCAUCCUGCUCGAUGCAGGCGAAGGAACCUAUGGUCAGCUCUAUCGACGGUUCCAGUCGCCCGACAACAAUGGCCCUCAGCUGGACGAGCUCCUGGUCAAUCUCAAGCUCGUCUUUAUUUCGCAUAUGCAUGCCGAUCAUCACCUUGGCGCCAUUCAUAUCCUAAGGAAGCGAAAGGAGUUGUUUGAAUCUCGUGGCACACCGCUCCAGCCGCUCACGAUCAUCGGCCCGCCUCAGUAUCGGAUGUGGCUCGACGAGUACAACGGAUGCGAAGACAUUGGCAUGGAUCCAUCUACAAUCUGCUUCAUUCCGUGCGACUCCUGUCUGCUCAACGAGCCGGAGGCUGCUUCAGCGACCAAGACAGCCAUUGUCAAAAGCAACUUAAAUUUCAAGGAUCUCUCCACAAUCAAAGUCGAGCACUGUCACUACGCCUACGCGCUCAUCAUGGAGAGUAUGGAUGGCUGGAAGAUCGUAUAUUCUGGAGACUGCCGCCCCAACCUCGAGCUCAUGAAGGCUGGAGCCGAUGCCGAUCUGCUGAUCCAUGAAGCGACAUUCGAGAACGAUCUUCUGCAUGAGGCCAAGGACAAGCGCCACUGCACCACGGGCGAGGCCAUCAUUGUCGCGCAGCGGAUGCGCGCCCGAACGGUGCUGCUGACGCAUUUUUCGCAGCGAUACCCUCAGCUUCCAGUCUACGAGGACCCCACCAAGACUGUCGGCGUCGCCUUUGAUCUCAUGAGCGUGCGCCUCAAGGAACUGUGGCGUUUGCCGCUCUUCCUCAAAUCGCUCGAGCUCCUGUAUCCCUGCAACGCCCGUGGCGUCGACCUGGACGACGACGACGAUGAAUGUGCCUUUGGAGCCGCUGGAGGAUUCAAGGAGAAGGACAAGGGCGGAUCGGGCCGCCGUGGCGGAAGGGACUCUCGCGGCGGCUCCCGUCGCGGCGGAUCGCAGCGUGGUGGUCGCGGCGGUGGUCGAGGCGGUGGUGGUGGUGGUGGUGGUCGCGGUCGGGGUCGAGGCGGUGAUCGAGGCGGCAAGUUUGGCCGUGGAGGUGGAGGUGGAGGCCGCGGAAACCGAGGCGGAGGCCGUGGCGACCGUGGUGCUGGUAAGGGCGAGAACUCCAAGUAGAUGCCAGGGUGCGGGCGCGUGCGGGCUGGACACCAAUGGUCCAGGAAUGAGACGCAGAAGAUGCCAUGUAUACUACCUUUGAUUCAUAAGGAGUAAAGUCC
Messenger RNA from Polychytrium aggregatum, 2787 nucleotides. RefSeq names its product beta-lactamase-like protein. The record is from RefSeq and is a predicted model, not a curated record. Lineage: Eukaryota; Fungi; Chytridiomycota; Chytridiomycetes; Polychytriales. Gene Ontology annotation, molecular function: 3'-tRNA processing endoribonuclease activity. Bases 50 to 2686 code for a protein of 878 amino acids. Gene Ontology annotation, biological process: mitochondrial tRNA 3'-end processing. The transcript is spliced from 12 exons. Gene Ontology annotation, cellular component: mitochondrion.